Fonsecaea erecta is the source of this 864-nucleotide messenger RNA. RefSeq lists its product as hypothetical. The coding region runs from base 1 to 864 and encodes 287 amino acids. The record is from RefSeq and is a predicted model, not a curated record. The transcript is spliced from 2 exons. Lineage: Eukaryota; Fungi; Ascomycota; Eurotiomycetes; Chaetothyriales; Herpotrichiellaceae.
AUGAAGGGCUCCGGCCUCUUCUCCAUCCUCUCCUCUCUCCUCCUCUUCUUUGCAGCUUGUUCAUCGGCCUGGCCGUGGCCGGAAUUUCUCAACGGCAAGGCCGACGUUCUGAUUGUCCCCCGCCAGAACCAGAACCAGAAUCAGAACAACAACGACAAUAACGAUAAUGCCUCCUCCAGUUCAUCUGCGAGCCAGCCCGCAUCCUCGUCGGGCUCUUCAUCAGGCACUCAGUCUGGGUCAACGAUAACUCCAGCUCCGUCUGCAUCGGGGUCAGGGGCAGGGGCAUCAGGAUCUCGGAACGGGACCACAACAAAGAGCACCAAAACCACUCCAAUCGACCCUCGCCUCCCACCUGGCGGUAUCUCUCUCAUCACACCCGCUCUGAUUGAUGGCCCUCAAUACUACAAGGUCGGGGAUUUUGUGACCUUUGCGUGGAACUAUACCUCUCUGUCGGUGACCCCGUCCGCGAUCGACGUGCUGGCGUCCUGCGCUUUGAAUCAAGCCACCUACACAAUCUCUUCCAACAUGUCGGUGCAGGAGACGGGUGCUAUCACCUGGGACACGGGAGAGAUGUUCGCCACGGCCACCAAUCCCUUCCCAGUUGCUAGCUAUACUCUGAUCAUCCACGAUUCGUCACAAGAUAUCACCGACAUCCCCAGUGCUGGAUUUUUGGCGGCCUAUGAGCAGUAUAUCUUUGGGAUGUAUACAGGACAACCAUAUACUCCGUUGAACGAAUUCAAGUGUGCAACCUGCAAUGGUGCAUUCUCCAUCCAUGAAAAGCAAGCGCUGGGCGUGAUCCUGACAGCAUCAGCCAUCACCAUUUUGUCCUUCACAUGGUUCGCCAGGGGCUUCGGCGUGUUUUGA